GAGAGAGAGAGGGAGGGGGUUGGUCCGACAGAGAGCAUGGCAGCGGGAGCCACAGCGCUGCUGACUUGCUUCUCCUUCAGUUAGACCCCCGAAAACAACCGAGUCCUGUGCGCUCCUGGCGCAGAUCCGCAGCGGAGACACUGUGCGUCAUUUUUCUGCUUCGCUUCACUCAGCUUGUCAAACAGGACAGGAGCGGCUCUGAGUUCAGCUCAGAGCCCGUAGAAAGCUGAUCCUCCGCUGCUUUCCUCUGUCUGAAGCCUCCCUGCACGGAGCGACGGGGAAGAAGCGCCGCUCCAUGUGCGCCGCGUCGGUCGGACAACUGAUCGCGGAGUUAAACCGAGAGGAGCUGAUCUAAGAUCUGCCGCUUUAACAGAGCAUUUGCAGAAUCACACAGAAGAAGACUGCUUCAGAGCUCCGCGCCAGACCCAGAACCAGAACCAGAACCGGACCUCAGCUCUGCGCAGACAUGCCGCAGGUGGAAAUGAUCCUGUUCCUCAUCCUCAUUAUUGGGAUGUGCGUGUUCGGCCAGGACCCGGCGUCCAAGGUGGUGUCCGACCGCUACGCCGUCUUCUGGAACCGGACCAACCCCCGAUUUUACCGGGGUGAUUACCACAUCGACGUCUGCAUCAACGACUACCUUGACGUGUACUGUCCGCACUACGUCAGCCCGGUGUCCGACGAACGGGCCGAGCGCUACGUCCUCUACAUGGUGAACUAUGAUGGCUACAGCUCCUGCGACCACACUGCCAAGGGCUUCAAGCGCUGGGAGUGCAACAGGCCUCUGUCACCUAAUGGGCCGCUCAAGUUCUCCGAGAAGUUCCAGCUCUUCACUCCGUUCUCCUUAGGCUUCGAGUUCCGCCCCGGCAGAGAGUAUUAUUAUAUCUCCUCCAUCACCGACGUCAGAGGGAGGAGGAGCUGCCUUCGGCUCAAGGUCUUCGUCAGGCCCCAAAACAAUUGUGUGAAAAUCUCCGGGAGCUCGCAGGAAGGCGUCGAGUUUGACGAAAACAGUCACAACUCUCUCGAGCCCAGAGAUGGAAUCAGUCACGAGUCACCGGAACCAGCCAGAAGAGACGUGAACUCUGCUGGUCGGCACCAGUUUUCCAUCCUGCUGCUCAGCUCCGCCCUCAUGCUUCUGGCUGCCAUUGUGUCGUUAUAGCGGCCAAUCCCAAGGGAAGACACUUCAACCCGGGGAAUGGACCGUUGUGAUUGGACCACAGGCCGCUCUACGCUGCAACACCUCCCUCUUAAAGGAGCACUUUUUAAAAGAAAAAAAAAUAAAUCCCCCAAAACACUGACAAGAUUCUCUCUGUUUGAAAGGAGAGGGAAAGAGACUUCGGCAUCGAAGCCUUUUGGUCGUUUGUCGAGUUCAUAAAAGCUCCGACUCGUCUGGGCGCUGAUGGUCGGGGUGGAAGAGCCUCGCUGUGAUUCACAGUAUGCAGAUACUUCACCAUUUCCCUGUGUUGACAAGACAAGCACACGGACGUUAUUUUUAAGAUAUAUCCCCCCCCUCUACACACACACAGGACACGAUCUACACAAUCGGAACACUUAAUUAGCUCGAAUAGCAAAGAAGCACAGCAGGAUCCUGAAAAAGUUUACAGACUUUUCUUUUGGUUUGGGAAUGCCACCACGUCGAACACGACUAAGUCUCAGCUCGGUGCGGGAGGAACGGCGGGGGAGACUGCUGAUGAGAGCCUGGCGCUGUGAUGACUUAACCUUCCUCUCAGGUUAGAAAGGAUGCAUCGUCGCAGACUGUGGAGCUGAUAAAAGAAAUAAAUAUUAAGGAAGCACUCAUCUCUUAGUGUUUGGACAGCAUCAAUUUAAUGAUCAAUUAAUGCAUUUCUUUAUUGUUUUUUUUAAUAUACCAUGUAACUGUAGCAGCAAACACGGGUGUACAGUAAAAUAUUUGAACGGAGAACAGAGGUGGACAAGGAAUUUUGCCAGGCAAAAUGUUAUUUUCCUAUUUAUUGUGAAGUCCUUGUGCUUUUUUUUUUUUCUGUUCUGGUUUAGUCUGUAAGUGCAGUUAGAACGGCAAUAAAAACAAAUACCCAUCACAUGAUGCUAGGUCGUACUACACCUUUGUUUGAUAAAAAAGAGAAAAGAGUUUGUGUCUGUUUUUGGAAUGAUCACAUGUGAUGGAUUUAGUUGUUUUAAACGAGGUGCAGGAAAAGAAAAAGAGACUGGUGUGCAUCAGGGUGUAGAAGUCGAGUAUUUGUGUUAUGCCACUGACGAAUGUCACAAAUGUAGUUUUGCUGUUACACUAUUGUUUUUGUGGAUCACUAUUUACACUGCUAUUGUAAAUAUAGGCAAAUUUUCAAAUUCAGGGAUGUAUCCAUGCCGAAGAUGAGAUCAAUAAAAACAACUUUUUAUGGCAA
Fundulus heteroclitus (mummichog) is the source of this 2375-nucleotide messenger RNA. RefSeq names its product ephrin-A5a (gene efna5a). Gene Ontology annotation, molecular function: ephrin receptor binding. The coding region runs from base 467 to 1156 and encodes 229 amino acids. The transcript is spliced from 5 exons. The record is from RefSeq and is a predicted model, not a curated record. Lineage: Eukaryota; Metazoa; Chordata; Actinopteri; Cyprinodontiformes; Fundulidae. Gene Ontology annotation, biological process: regulation of cell-cell adhesion; regulation of actin cytoskeleton organization; axon guidance. Gene Ontology annotation, cellular component: plasma membrane; external side of plasma membrane.